AUGGAGUCCAGGAACAAUACGAGAACUUCAGAAUUUCUUCUUCUUGGCUUAUCGGAUGACCCAGAUCAACAGCUGCUCAUAUUUGCACUCUUCCUCUUCAUGUACCUGGCCACUGUGCUGGGGAACCUGCUCAUCAUCCUGGCCAUCAUCUCGGACAACCACCUGCACACACCCAUGUACUUCUUCCUCUCCCACCUGUCCUUUGUGGAUGUCUGCUUCACCUCCACCACAGUUCCAAAGAUGCUGGUGAACAUCCAUACCCAGAGCCAGGUUAUCACCUAUGUUGGCUGCAUCAUCCAGAUGUACAUCUUCUUGGUUUUUGCAGAACUGGACAACUUUCUCCUGGCUGUGAUGGCCUAUGACCGCUAUGUGGCCAUCUGUUACCCCCUGCACUAUGCGGCCAUAAUGAACUCCCGGCUCUGUGUGCUGCUGUUUCUGGUGUCCUGGAUCAUGAGUGUCUUGCAUGCUUUGUUACAAAGCUUAAUAGUGUUACAACUGUCCUUCUGUACAGUUGUGAAAAUCCCCCACUUUUUCUGCGAGCUUAAUCAACUGGCCCAACUCACCUGCUCAGACAACUUUCUGAGUGAUCUGGUGAUACAUCUUGCUCCUGUCCUGCUGGCAGCUGCUUCCCUCAGUGGUAUCCUUUACUCUUACUCCAAGAUAUUGUCUACCAUAUGUGAAAUCUCCUCGGCUCAGGGGAAGUGCAAAGCAUUUUCUACCUGUGCUUCUCACCUCUCCAUUGUCUCCUUAUUUUAUAGUACAGGCCUAGGUGUGUAUCUCAGUUCUACUGUGACCCAAAACUCACACUCCACUGCAAGAGCCUCAGUGAUGUACAGUGUGGUCACCCCCAUGAUGAACCCAUUCAUUUACAGUCUACGGAAUAAAGAUGUGAAGAGAGCUCUGGAAAGGCUCUUCAGAGGAAAAGUAUAA
Molecule: messenger RNA, 930 nt
Organism: Nannospalax galili (Upper Galilee mountains blind mole rat)
Lineage: Eukaryota; Metazoa; Chordata; Mammalia; Rodentia; Spalacidae
Product: olfactory receptor 1082-like
Exons: 1
Coding region: 1-930 (309 amino acids)
Biological process (GO): G protein-coupled receptor signaling pathway
Cellular component (GO): membrane
Molecular function (GO): olfactory receptor activity; G protein-coupled receptor activity
Source: RefSeq, a predicted model, not a curated record